AUGAAUGACUCAUUUUUUGCGGAUAUUAAAAUCAAUUAAUUAAAAAAUUCUUUAUUAUUGUCUUUUAUUCUUACAAACAACAAUUAAUUUUUUUAUUCUAAUAUAUUUUCCUCAUUAAAAAUAAAAAGAUAUAUCUAUUUUUUAUUAAGUUAAUAUCAAGCAUUUAUAAUUAAAAAAAGUAAUUUUUAUUAAACUAAUAUCAAGAAUUUAUAAUUAAAGAAAGUAAUUUUUAUUAAAAUAUUUAUUUUUGUUGUCUUUUUUUCUAUCUAACUUGAUUUAUUUUAAGGAGAAAGUUCUUUAAUUAUUUUUUAAAUAAUUAUAUGUAGAAAGCAUAAGCUGAUAAAGGAAUUAGUAACCCUCUAAUAUCUCGAAUAUCUUUUUAGUUUUAAUUUUAACUAAAUUCUUUUAAUAUUUCAUUAAUAUUAAUGUUGUUAGGUUAGCAGACAUCUUCUUAAAUACCUUUAUUAAUUUUUUUCUCAAGUUGCUGAACAUCAUAUCUAUUUCGAAUAGGUAUAUCAGAUUAUAUUACUUUAUAGUUAAUGA
Molecule: messenger RNA, 543 nt
Organism: Tetrahymena thermophila SB210
Lineage: Eukaryota; Ciliophora; Oligohymenophorea; Hymenostomatida; Tetrahymenidae
Product: transmembrane protein, putative
Exons: 1
Source: RefSeq, a predicted model, not a curated record